GCAACGCUCUGUCCUUUCUCAGUUGUGCAACUUCGGGCAUUAAUGGAACCGUCCGCACCUCCUGCUGCGUUGCCCAAACUCAGCGAGCUCUCACUCCAUCAAUUAGGGUUUGUGAACGGACAUUUCAAGGAACCCCACGAUCUUCGUGGGGCUCCACUUCUCUUCACCGAACUCAACAACUACUGUUCUGAUUUGGACGUUAAUCUUCUUCACCUUCGGAGAACUAUCACCAAGCGCGCCGUUUCAUGGAUCUCCCGUUCUUUUGCCACCAAAGCAUCCCUUCGUCGUAUCAACCACAAUUUGGAGAAUCUCUGUCUCUGCACUUCUCAAUGUGGAAUUGGUCCUAGGAGAAUUCAGAAGAUUUUGGGGGAGGAGCUGCCUCGACUUGUGAAGGAGUUGCGUAGAAUUGAAAAUAUUCGCAAAUAUGUGGAUUUCUCUCUGAAGGUGGAGGCUGUGGUUGGAGACCUUGAAGAUGCAGUUUUCUAUAGUGUAAAUCAACGCAGAAGGAGUAUAUUGUCAGCAAAACUUCCAGAUCCACUAAUUGACUUCCAGAAGAAACAAGAAAGGCUACUUCAAGCAAUAAAAUCCAUGAAUGAAAUUGAGGAGAUGUUGGCUGGUGUUAAAGAAUUUAAAUGCCAGUGGCAUCAUCUUAUGGAAUCUGUUGAUUCUAGAGUGGAUAAAGCCCUGGCUGUUCUUCGUCCUCAAAUUCUUGCAGAUCAUCGUGCUCUUCUUGCUUCUCUAGGAUGGCCACCAAAGCUUUCGUCAUCAGAAGUUGAGAAUGGCCAAAUGUCCAGUGUUCCUAAUCCACUAGUUUUGAUGCAUGUGGAUAAGAGAGAGCGUUAUUCUCAAAGUUUUCUUGACCUAUGUGCUUUGCAGCAUGUGCAGACACGGAGGGAAGAACGCGAACUUAAUUUUUCUGGACAAAAGGACAAUGAUGUUGGGCUUUGGGCUAUUGAUGAACUGGUUAUGCCAAUUGCAUCACGAAUGGAAUAUCAUUUCACAAAAUGGCUUGAGCAGCCUGAAUUUAUUUUUGGUCUUGCAUUCAAAAUCACCGAGGACUUUAUUGUGGGAGUGGAUGAUGUUUUGCAACCAUUGAUUGAUAAAGCAAGGCUGGUGAGGUAUAGUGCCAAAGAAGCUUGGGUUACAGCAAUUGUUCAUAUGGUUUCUGUGUUUAUGGAGAAAAGAUUGUUUCCUUUUCUUGCUGAAGGGUACAAGGCAAAAGACUUGAGAUCAGGAGUUAUAUCUUCCUGGCUUCAUUUAAUAGACCUUAUUGUAGCUUUCGAUAAACGGAUGAAAUCGCUUGUAAAUUUAGAUACUUGUCUCUUUAUGGGGGAACAUGAAAGGUUCGAAGGAUUUUUGAGAGGCGUGUCAGUAUUAAGAAUCUUCUGUGAUAGGCCAGAAUGGCUAAAAAUUUGGGGAAAGAUAGAGCUCAAGGAUGGCUGGAAGAAACUGAAAGUGGAACUAAAAGAUGAAAGAGUUUGGUUAAUUGAUAAAAAAUGUGGAGCUGCUGCCCAUAUUGGUACACAAUCUGAACAGUUUUUACUCUCAACGAGAGAAGACUUUAAAGCUCCUUUAGUUGCAGAAUUUGCGCUCAAAAUUUCCUGGGACAUGAUUGAACGGAGUGAAACUUUUCCAGCCAUUCUAGCACGUGCCCAGUUUAUCAGAUUAGCUGCUGGCAGAUUCCUUUGGCACUUCUUCAAUGUAUUGGUUUUAAGGUGCAAGAGAACUGAAUUUUUUCUUGAUAAUCCAGAUGAUGAUGCCCUGAUGAGAAUAUGCGGAUCAAUAAAUGCUGCCAGAUAUAUUGAGUCUAAACUGCAUGAGUGGACUGAUGAUGUGAACUUUUUGGAGAUGAAAAUUACUGAAAACAAUUCUAUCCUCCACAAUAGAGAUGUUCGGAAUGAUACUUGCUUCUUUUGGGAAGAAAUUAAAAGCUUGGUUGAGCUUGAGACUAAUUGGCUUCUGGAGAUAAUUGGUGUUGUUCUUCGUCAGUUUGAAUCUCUGUGCUGGGAUGACGUCCAAAAUAAAGGAUGUUUUGAGCAGCUGGUAGAACAUACGACUCCUGAUAGAAUUUUAAGAGUUGGGGACUUAACCGUGUCCAUGGGUUUGAUUGAAGCAUUGGAUGGUUUGAGAAGUCAGCUUGAAUUUCUCAAGACGAUUCUCAAUCCAAAGGACUUUCUAGAUUUAUGGCGAAGUGUGGCUGAAGGAGUUGACCAUUAUAUAUCCCGCAGCAUUCUCACAAGUGGGAUUGAAUUUUCCAGCAAGGUGAUUGAUCAGUUUGGAGUUGAUAUGAAUGCACUUUUCCUUGUUUUCCAACCUUUUUGUGUACGCCCGGAAGCAUUUUUCCCGUGUAUAAGAGAGACUUUGAAGCUAUUAACUAUGAGUGGGGAAGAGGCAAAGCAUUUGCAACUGGUUCGAUCCAAUGAUGCAAGUAGAAUAAAAGGGUUGCGUUUUUGUGGAAUUUCUCACUUGUCUUUUGAUCAAGUUGAUAGAGUUUUGAGGAACAAAACGUUAUGAAUAUUGAGUUCCAUGGUGAA
Tripterygium wilfordii is the source of this 2534-nucleotide messenger RNA. RefSeq names its product RINT1-like protein MAG2L. Gene Ontology annotation, biological process: regulation of ER to Golgi vesicle-mediated transport; retrograde vesicle-mediated transport, Golgi to endoplasmic reticulum; endoplasmic reticulum to Golgi vesicle-mediated transport. The record is from RefSeq and is a predicted model, not a curated record. The coding region runs from base 43 to 2514 and encodes 823 amino acids. The transcript is spliced from 4 exons. NCBI's taxonomy places the organism in Eukaryota, Viridiplantae, Streptophyta, Magnoliopsida, Celastrales, Celastraceae. Gene Ontology annotation, cellular component: Dsl1/NZR complex.